AUGAGCUACCAAAACCUGAAAUGUUCGGAAUUAAAGGAUUUGUUAGCCAAAAGGGGGCUACCAUCACAUGGCAAGAAGAACGAACUUUUAGAAAGGCUCAUAAAUCAUGAAAAAGAUAACCCUAAUUCUAUAAAUCAAUACAUAUUGGAUAGUAAUAAGGGAAAUUCUGAACAAGGAAUAUCAUAUCUAGAAGCGUCAUCAUCAACGGAUGUAUUAGUAGGAAAUCAAAAUAACUCAGAAAUAAAUGUUGUUGAACCAUUCGAAAAAGAAAAUAUAGAAGAGGGAAACAUAGAAGAAGAAAAUAAUAAUUACAUGCCACCCUCUUCCCCAUCAUAUAUAGGGUCCCAAAAAAAAAAAAAAAUUUUAUCAGUAAAUACAAGAGAAAAAGAAUAUAAUAAACCUGAUAUAGGAAAAAUGAAAAAUUAUUUUAAAAAUAUCCUAACUUCCAAUGUUAAUGUGGAAGAGUCCAAAUACUACGGAAACGACAAUUCAAAAAGUGACGAUAAAACAUAUGCUAAUAAAAAUUUAAACCUGAACAAUGAUGAAGAAAAGAAAACUAAAAUUGUCAUUCCAAAAAUAACUUUUUCUGAAACGUCGCUGUCCACAAAGAAUAUUCUAGAAAAAAAUAUUAUUUCUCCUCCAGAAGAUAAUCUUUACCUAACUGAGGAGAAAAAGAGAGAAUUACGAAAAAAAAGAUUUGGUGUCGUUUCUACGGAUGAUGCACUUGAAUCUAGAGCUAAGAGAUUUUGCAUUGUGACCCAAAAAAUGGAAGAGGAAAACAAAAAGAAGAGAGCUGAGCGCUUUGGUCUGAAUAAGGGAAAGCUUAACGAUUUUGAAAUGAAAAAGAAGAGAGCCGAAAGGUUUGGCUUAGUCAACGAGAGUGAUAAAUUGAAAGCAAGGGCUCUAAGAUUUGGAAUGACACAAUAA
Plasmodium gonderi is the source of this 927-nucleotide messenger RNA. RefSeq lists its product as hypothetical. Lineage: Eukaryota; Apicomplexa; Aconoidasida; Haemosporida; Plasmodiidae. Gene Ontology annotation, cellular component: nucleus. Gene Ontology annotation, biological process: poly(A)+ mRNA export from nucleus. The transcript is spliced from 7 exons. Bases 1 to 927 code for a protein of 308 amino acids. The record is from RefSeq and is a predicted model, not a curated record.